Molecule: messenger RNA, 575 nt
Organism: Varanus komodoensis (Komodo dragon)
Lineage: Eukaryota; Metazoa; Chordata; Lepidosauria; Squamata; Varanidae
Gene: LAMTOR5
Product: late endosomal/lysosomal adaptor, MAPK and MTOR activator 5
Exons: 4
Coding region: 27-302 (91 amino acids)
Biological process (GO): cellular response to amino acid stimulus; positive regulation of TORC1 signaling
Cellular component (GO): lysosome; cytoplasm; Ragulator complex
Molecular function (GO): guanyl-nucleotide exchange factor activity
Source: RefSeq, a predicted model, not a curated record
AGGAAGAGUGAGUGCUGCGCAGCAAGAUGGAAGGGGCGUUGGAACAUCACUUAGAGGAUACAAUGAAGAAUCCCUCUAUAGCGGGAGUCCUGUGUACCGAUUCCCAAGGGCUAAACUUGGGCUGUCGUGGCACUCUCUCAGAUGAACAUGCAGGAGUGAUAUCUGUUCUAGCCCAGCAAGCAGCCAAACUAACAGCUGAUCCAACAGAUAUUCCUGUAGUGUGCCUUGAGUCAGAUACUGGUAACAUCAUGAUCCAGAAGCAUGAUGACAUCACGGUGGCAGUACACAAAAUGGCAUCCUAAGUUUGUGCAUCCACACCAUGGAACCCCUCCUCAGCUCAUUGUUGUGGCACAUUUUUUGCAGAUGAAUACAGACUGAAUAUCCCAGUUACUAGGCAGCAAGGAGUUGGACUGGACUGUAAGCAUUCUCUAGGCCUAAACUGGCAGAGAAUCUGGUUGCUCUGAACUUCAACCAUUUCAUACUACCAAGUUUGGAAAAAAAAUUCUGUUGUGUAGCUGGAGAGACAGCACUUAGCAGGUGGCACUAGGAGAAAUCAAUAAACAGAACAAAAUGCA